AUGGCCUCAUCAUCCUCAACAACCAACGACGAUCUCAUCGCCAAGGUGACCGGGUACGUCGAGGCUUACAUGUCAAAGUACGACGCCUCGCACGACUUCAACCACAUCAAGCGCGUCGUCUCUCUUGCCCACCGCAUCCACGCCCAGACCCCCGCCACCCCGGCUUUGGACAAGCAAACCAUCACCCUCGCUGCUCUCCUCCACGAUGUAGGCGACCGCAAGUACUUGAAGCCCGGCGAGGACGCCUCGACCCUGGUCUCCACUGUCCUGCAGUCUCUCGGCGCCGACGCCCAGCUCGCGGCCCGUGUGCAGACAAUCUGCCUCGGCGUCAGCUACUCCAGCGAGGUGAAGGACCCGUCACGGGUCCGGAGCCUGAUCGCCGAGUACCCGGAGCUGGCCGUCGUGCAGGAUGCGGACCGCCUGGACGCCAUCGGCGCCGUUGGAGUCGGCCGGUGUUUCACUUUCGGCGGAGCCAAGGGCUCCCGGAGCAUGGACGACUCCAUUCUGCACUUUGAGGAGAAGCUGGUCAAGCUCGAAGGAAUGAUGAAGACGGAUGCCGGGAGGGAAAUGGCGCGGGAGCGGACCAAGAGGAUUCUGACGUUCAUGGAGUGGUGGCAGGACGAAGCGGGCCCGAUAAACGCAUGA
Molecule: messenger RNA, 645 nt
Organism: Colletotrichum truncatum
Lineage: Eukaryota; Fungi; Ascomycota; Sordariomycetes; Glomerellales; Glomerellaceae
Product: hd domain containing protein
Source: RefSeq, a predicted model, not a curated record